UCUCGCCAUUUUGGUCCCAUGUGACCGGCCGCCUUCGUGAUGCUGCGGGGGUGAUGAAGGUGACCGGAGAAGCUCAAAUCCGCUGAAAUGGCCUCGUUUCGUGCGGUGAGGAGGGCGCUGUGUACCGCGGCAGAGGCGGCCCCGGCCCCGGCUCCGGCCCCGGCCCCCGUGAGCCGCUGGGAGAGGUUGAAGCAGAGUAAAGCCGGAGUGUGGUGCCGCAGUCUGCUGUCCGACUACAAAGAGGCCUGUCGGGAGGCGGUGGUCGGGGCCAAAGAGCGCCCGCUCAAAGCCUCUGUGUACCUGGGCCUCCUGGGGGGAGCGUACGCCUGCUUCUCCACCAAACCCGACCAGUUGUCCUUCCAGGCCGCCCUGCUGGACCGCUCUAACCAGCUGGCCCUGCUCUCCCCCUGGAUCCGCAACGGCGCGUCCGACCUGCACGUCCAGAACCUGGUCAAGCUGAGGAACCAGGGCUGCCUGCGCCACCUGAGCCUGGGCCUGUUCUCCGUGGUGUACAGCGCCGACUUCGACCCCCAGAACGCGCUGUACGAGGCCGCCUGCCCCGACCUGUCCGUGCCCUGGAGGGAGCUGCCCGGCCGGGUGCUGGACGUGGGCUUCGUGGGGCGCUGGUGGGUCCUGGACAAGAAGAUGGAGGAUUUUGACGUGAACGAGGCGGAGUACAAGCAUCUGCCGGCGCACAUGCAGGCCACAGCGCCCCCCGGUGUGAAGGAGGUGGAGCUGAACGAGAAGCUGCACAAGGACUCCUGGCUCCCCGUCGGCGUCCACGAGGAGGAGGAGACGCAAGCCGAGAGGACAGGGGACACAGCAGAGGAGACAGACGCAGAGAGGACAGAAGAAAGACCAGAGGAGACAACAGCUGAGAGGACAGAGGACAAACCAGCGGAGACAGCAGCAGAGAGGACAGAAGAAAAACCAGAGGAGACAGCAGCAGAGAGGACAGAGGACAAACCAGCGGAGACAGCAGCAGAGAGGACAGAGGACAAACCAGCGGAGACAGCAGCAGAGAGGACAGAAGAAAGACCAGAGGAGACGGCAGCAGAGAAGACAGAGGACAGACCAGCGGAGACACAAGCGGAGACGCAAGCAGAGACCGAGGACCUGAAGAUGGACCACGUGGACACUGCUCACAUGGACACUGCGGACAUACCUGAGGAGACAGAGGUGGACACUCAAACUGCAGAGACACUGGACUUUAAGCAAGAAGAGGACACGAUAGAAUACACUCUUAUGGCAAAAGACGAGACACAUGUGGACAUUCAAACGGCAGAGACACUGGACUUUGUGGAGGAAGUAAAGGACCUGAUGGAGGACGGACUUGUAGCGGAGACGUUGGACACUAAAGAUGAGACACAGGCGCCGGAAGAAGUAGUAGAGACGAGAGGGGACGCGGCGGAGGACAUUCGUGUUGUAGAGAUGGUGGACACGCCAGAGGACAGCGUCGGUGAGGACGACGUGGAGCAGAAACAGCGGAACAGAGCGUGAAAAACUGAUUUAUUAAUGCCAUAUCAGCUGAAAAAGUCUAAACUGAAAUAACUCAAUAAAUGUGUUUACUCAA
Boleophthalmus pectinirostris (great blue-spotted mudskipper) is the source of this 1573-nucleotide messenger RNA. RefSeq names its product translocase of inner mitochondrial membrane 29 (gene timm29). NCBI's taxonomy places the organism in Eukaryota, Metazoa, Chordata, Actinopteri, Gobiiformes, Gobiidae. Bases 88 to 1500 code for a protein of 470 amino acids. The transcript is spliced from 4 exons. The record is from RefSeq and is a predicted model, not a curated record. Gene Ontology annotation, biological process: protein insertion into mitochondrial inner membrane. Gene Ontology annotation, cellular component: TIM22 mitochondrial import inner membrane insertion complex.